AAUUGAAAAGAAUAUUUUGUAGUAUUCCGGAAGGUUGUGGAAAUGGGCUUUUUAAAUAAAUAAAAAAGGAAGAGUAUGUGUGUUUCUUCUUGUGUGUACAAUUGACAUCUGAAACGCAAAGAUGGCGGUGAAUCCUCAACUAUUUCCGAAUGGGAUGCCUGUGCCUUUCGUCAAUGAACUCUUCGUCUUGGCCAGAGAUGGAGUCGAGUUUGAGGUCGACAAGAUCCCUGGAGUAGGAGCAGUAAAAGCAAAGGGAACAGUCUAUUUGUCCAACAUUCGGAUGGUCUUUGUUUCAAUUAAGCCUGUGGAGAACUUCAUUGCAUUUGACAUGCCCCUGCUUUAUGUCCAUGGCGAGAAAUUCAACCAACCAAUAUUUUUCUGUAAUAAUAUACGUGGACAUGUGGAUCCAGUUAUACCAGAAAAUGAAAAUAGGGCCUUGUUUUCCACUCACUCAUUCAAGAUUUUGUUCAAGGAAGGUGGUUGUGGAACUUUUAUCCCUCUAUUUUUCAAUUUAAUUGCCUCAGUGAGACAAUACCACCAACAGUCUAGGGAAGAAGCUAGAGUAGAUCCUCUUCAAGCAGCACAAACUCCUGUGGAUGAGAUGAUGAGACACGCUUAUGUGGAUCCUAAUGAUCCAACAAGAAUUUUCUUGCAGCAGCCUAGUACAGAAUCUCAACUCAGGCGUCGAACAUACCAGUCAACCAGCUGAAAAUCUAUCUAGUUUUCUUGUUUCCAGUUGAUUGUUAUUUCGACAUGUGCAGAUUCUCGUCUCUCUUUCCAACAACGUGACAACUAUGUAUGUGUGUAUGAUGUCUAUACUUGUAUUCCUAGACGUUUGAAGGGAUUGGAAUCCACUUUACGUGUGUACAAAUACCCUAAUAGAUUAUUCUCCACUUCUAUUUAUUUUGGUCUAAAUUACUUCUUUUUUAUGA
Molecule: messenger RNA, 932 nt
Organism: Solanum pennellii
Lineage: Eukaryota; Viridiplantae; Streptophyta; Magnoliopsida; Solanales; Solanaceae
Exons: 5
Coding region: 122-709 (195 amino acids)
Biological process (GO): positive regulation of DNA-templated transcription
Cellular component (GO): nucleus
Molecular function (GO): chromatin DNA binding; transcription coactivator activity
Source: RefSeq, a predicted model, not a curated record